ACUGUUGUCACAAACCGAGUUCAAGUUGGUCGGCUUAAACUUCAUCCCUUAGAUCUAUUACUGCGCAUGUCUCCCUUAGCAUUCGUCCAAACUGUGAUCUAUGCUUAUGUUACCGGGGAAUUGCAGCGAGUUCGUGCCUUCAGUCGGACGGAAAUGACCACAUCUUUGGUUUUUGCUCUUAUUACGAAUGGUGUUAUCGCCUUCUUUCUUAAUGUUGUAAGUUUCACAGCAAAUAAAAAGACAUCAGCUUUAACUAUGACUGUCGCUGGCAAUGUAAAACAAGUGCUAUCUAUUAUUCUGGCUGUCAUGAUAUUUAAUUUAACAAUAACGCCGACAAAUGGCCUUGGAAUUUUUCUUACUUUAGUGGGAG
This is a messenger RNA of Dentiscutata heterogama, 370 nucleotides long. Lineage: Eukaryota; Fungi; Glomeromycota; Glomeromycetes; Diversisporales; Gigasporaceae. The record is from the annotation of a GenBank genome assembly.